Messenger RNA from Cynocephalus volans (Philippine flying lemur), 495 nucleotides. RefSeq names its product LIM domain only 3 (gene LMO3). The record is from RefSeq and is a predicted model, not a curated record. The transcript is spliced from 4 exons. Gene Ontology annotation, biological process: positive regulation of transcription by RNA polymerase II. NCBI's taxonomy places the organism in Eukaryota, Metazoa, Chordata, Mammalia, Dermoptera, Cynocephalidae. Gene Ontology annotation, molecular function: transcription coactivator activity; DNA-binding transcription factor binding. Gene Ontology annotation, cellular component: nucleus. The coding region runs from base 1 to 495 and encodes 164 amino acids.
AUGUUGAUGGAAGGAGGCAGAGCGGCUGCUGCGGCGCGGAACGUCUCAAGUAUACAAAUGCUCUCAGUUCAGCCAGACACCAAGCCGAAAGGUUGUGCUGGCUGCAACCGAAAGAUCAAGGACCGGUAUCUUCUAAAGGCACUGGACAAAUACUGGCAUGAAGACUGCCUGAAGUGUGCCUGCUGUGACUGUCGUUUGGGAGAGGUGGGCUCCACCCUGUACACUAAAGCUAAUCUUAUCCUUUGUCGCAGAGACUAUCUGAGGCUCUUCGGUGUGACAGGAAACUGUGCUGCCUGUAGUAAGCUCAUCCCUGCCUUUGAGAUGGUGAUGCGGGCCAAGGACAAUGUUUACCACCUGGACUGCUUUGCAUGUCAGCUUUGUAAUCAGAGAUUUUGUGUUGGAGACAAAUUUUUCCUAAAGAAUAACAUGAUCCUUUGCCAGACGGACUACGAGGAAGGUUUAAUGAAAGAAGGUUAUGCACCCCAGGUUCGCUGA